Thermochaetoides thermophila DSM 1495 is the source of this 2061-nucleotide messenger RNA. Its product is annotated as zinc finger domain-containing protein. Lineage: Eukaryota; Fungi; Ascomycota; Sordariomycetes; Sordariales; Chaetomiaceae. The record is from RefSeq and is a predicted model, not a curated record. The transcript is spliced from 2 exons. The coding region runs from base 1 to 2061 and encodes 686 amino acids.
AUGGCCUCGGCAUCUAACCCGCAGUCGAGCAAUGGCUCAUCUCGUGGCCCUGUGCCGACAAUAGUUACCCAGCCGAUCACUGCUCAACAGCAGUCCUUGAGCCAGCAACGACCGAUACGCAACUUUUUGUCGACUGCUCCGGCCAUCUUUCCGGUCCAGCAGCAGCCUUCCAGCAUCAUGGGGAUCGAGAUGGAUCCAGCGGAAUUUCUUAUCAAAGCAGAUUUGCUGAGCAGUACAGCCCCACCUAUCGAUAUCUCCCAACCUCAUUCAUUCCUGUCAUCCGAUGUGGCAUUAGACCAGACCAUAGCCUCGAGCUUCCGAUCCAUGGAGUCCAUGACAACUGCUCCGACUGUGGAUACAGCGCCCAUGACCCAAUCCAGCACCAACAUGAGCAACAUGCCUAUCGGUGGCUCUGAAAUGCUGCGCAUCUGCUCGCGGCAGUCAUUCCAUAGUCUGCCCCAAGAUAAUGGAGUCCAAGCAUUUAUGGCCCCCGCCGUACCGGACAAGCGCCGGUCCGACGCGUCUCUGCUGAGCUACCCGACCUUUUCAGUUGCUUCUCCCAUCUCACAGCGGCCUCCAACCACCCAGCUGUCACAAUCAGUGCCCGCUGCAAUGGGCUUCGUGCCCGCUGACACUACCCCCAGCAGCCAGGGCCUGGGCUCGGCGGCGAUGGAGCGCUCAAUCUCCUCCCAGAGCGCCAGGUCGGCGUCAUCGAUCCAGAACAGCCUAGCUCGGCAGAACAGUAACGCCGCCCGCCAGCGAGUGAUCCAACCCCGUCCGAACCAGCCUGAUGGCACCACCUACUGUGACAGCAACGGUGCUCCGCCCACUGCUGGUGCCCACAGCAGCAGCCCACCGCGCCCACGGACUGCGAUUACCCGUGUCCGGCCUGAGCGCCCUAACAGGCAGAAGGCCGUCUGCUCCAUAUGCCCCGACAAGCCCACCUUUCGUGGAGACCACGAACUGCGCCGGCACACCCAGGUCAAGCACAGCGUCAAGCUCGAGAAAUGGAUGUGCAUCAAGCCCCCGGCAGACGAGAUGCACCUGCGCGCAAAGCCUGUUAUCCCUCUUGAAAAGUGCAAGCAGUGUUCUACGAAAAAACAGUAUAACAAGGACUACAAUGCUGCUGCACAUUUGCGGAGGAAGCACUUUAAUGUGAGACAGGGUAGGCGUGCGCGUGGCCAGGCAGGAGAUCAGCCUGAGGAGAAGAGGGGGGGCAGGGGCGGCGGUGAUCAACCCCCUAUGAGUGAGCUCAAGCACUGGAUGAAGAAGGUCAUUGUUUAUCUGGACCAGAGGGCUGCUGAGCUGGCUCAAGUCGAUGAGGAUGGUGAUGGUGACGAGGAGAGCGAGCUCUUUCCCGGCGAUUGGGACUCGCAGCCGGGGGUCGAUGGCCGCGCUCCUGCUUCGAUUGCGGGUGAAGAUGCGCUUGUUUUGCCCACUGCUGAUGCCGGCGGUAAUGGUGCGCAGCUUGACCAGAUUGCUGUAUUUGGCGUUGGUGAUGUCUUCAGCAGUCAAGACUGGAACCCCCUGGCGAUCGAUACUAACACCGGGCUGUACGACCUGGAGCAUGAGCUCGGCAAUGCUGCCACAGCGGUCCUGAGCACUGGGCAGGAUAUCAGGGCCGCCAACAGCCAGAACGACAUGCUCUCACCUCCUGUUAGCCCCGUGAAUGGGAUUGCGAUGUCAUUCGCUUCUUCUCCUGUCACCCCUGCCGGAGUCGACGCCCAGCCACAGUGCCAGCCAAGGCUCAGCCCGGCUACUCCGGCCCUAACGAUGUCGCUGUCGGGUGCGUCUUCGCCUGAGAGCACUCACCUCGCGAACGGGAUGGGCCAGCAGAACCCGUUCAUGACUACUUCGACGACUACUACCGCUGGCACGAUGGGCAUGACUAAGUCCCAACUUGAUGGCACUUCUGGCUUCACAGAUGCCUUUUCGACCACCCAGGGUGCAACUGCCAUGCUGCCUGUGAUGGGCAGCACCAACCAGCGGCUUGGUAUGCUUCAGGGCGACCUAGGAGAUAUGGAUUUUGAGCUCACUUUUGGGGAUCUGAAUGGAAAUUAA